GCAACAACAGUAUCGUUUCCCCUGAUUGGCUGAAUAACCUCAGUUCAUGACCAAAACCAAUCGGAGAGCACUGUGUAGCAUUCAUUGGGUUGCCCAGUCCUCGUGGUUCGAAUAUUGACGCCGGCUCCUGUCAUGUCUGCCAACAUGCAGCAAAAUAAUUAUUCCUACCUCUUUGCAUUUGAAAAACAGUAUGACGAAUCAAAAUUUUUCAAGUACAUGGUCAGACAUUGGGCCGACAGUUUUAUCUAUGCGUUCGUUUACAUCAUCCUGGUUUUCGGAGGAAAGCGGUACAUGGAGAAACGCCCAAGUUAUGGUUUACGACCCUGGCUUGCUCUGUGGAGUGGUAUUUUGGCCAUUUUCAGUGUCUUUGGUGCCGCUAGAACCCUCCCAGAACUUAUAAUGGCAGUUAAAGAACACAGUUUGGAGUAUUCUAUAUGUGUACCUUCAUACCUAGAAAAUGCUGCAGCUGUGUGGACAUUCUUAUUCACUGUGUCUAAAGUAUACGAGCUUGGUGACACUAUGUUUAUUGUCCUUAGAAAGCAGCCUCUUAUUUUUCUUCAUUGGUACCACCAUGUUACUGUUCUAAUCUAUUCAUGGUACAGUUACCCCGAGAGAACCGCUGUGGGAAGGUGGUUUAUGACAAUGAAUUACUUGGUACAUUCCAUCAUGUACUCUUAUUAUGCACUGAGAGCCAUGCGAUUCAGCUUUCCUAAAUGGAUAUCCAUGUUCAUCACAUUUUUGCAACUUUUACAAAUGGUCAUAGGAUGUCUUGUGAAUGUAUGGGCAUACCAAGUCAAAAAUGAGGGAAGGUAUUGCAACGUAUCAUAUGAAAACAUCAAAUACUCCUUGAUUAUGUAUGCAAGUUAUUUCUUUUUGUUCGCACAUUUCUUCUAUUCUGCAUACAUCUCUGGUAAACCAAGGGCAUCGAAACCUGUGAAGAAAGACUAAUUGUUUUUCCUCAUCAUUUUAUUUGUAAUGUGCACAAAAAUGCAAUCGUUGACAUUGACUUUAAAUAUUUGAAUUCUCCUUCCAUCGUUGAACAAGAAAUCCAUGCAUAAAAUCAGUUGUUGGACUUGUUACCUGCACCACUGGACUUCGAUUUGGUGGCAUCUAGAUAGAAUUAAUCUGAAGGUGAAAAUCAUUUAUCUCAUGAAAAAAUUGAAUGCAUAAAACUUAAAUGACACAUGUUCAGACAGUUUUGUCAAUUGUUAUGUUUGGUUUUUUUUUUUUGUAUUUACAUACGAUUUAAUGUUUAUUGAUAUUUGUUAGGCAAUUUCUUACUAGGGUAAAUUCAAAGUUUAUACAAUGUUUUCUGGUAUUUACUUAAUACUUAUAAUACAUUUUCUUCACCUUUUUAUGUUUUGAAAACAAUAAGUGCUGAUAGAUGUAGCUUUUUAACAUAUGAAAUUGAUGUAAAUUUUAUAUUUGUUCUUUUUAAAUUGGUGCAUUAUUAUUUUAUAUUUUAUUGAUGUGUUUUAAAGUACAAACCAAUUUUUAUACACACACAUGCUGAUAUUGGAAUAUCUUUAACUUAGUGAUAACUUUCUUAGGUUAUAAAAGGUGAAAUUGUUUUUUUCUUUUUGUAAAGUAUUUGUCCUUUUCAUUUUAUCAAGGUCUUUUCUUUUGUUUAAAUACUACGUUUGUUAGUUGUACAAUGUACAUUACUGCUAAUCAGAGAUGACCUACUUUUGUUAUCAGUUCAAAUUUUGGGUCAAAUUAAGGUGCAUCCCAAGGUAAAAGAAGUGUUUUAUUUGAUCCAUGCUGUGAAAACUGUGAAAAUAUUGAAAGUGUACAAAAUUCACUUAGAGGUUUGAAUGGUCAUUUACUAAACUUGACCCAAUUUUCUUAAUCUGCAUUCUUCGAGAAAGGUUUUAUGAAAGGUAACUAGUUCUGGGAUAUUGCAAUAACCAUGAUAACCUGAAUUUGAACACUAAAGUAUGUUAAAUACAGUUGUAGAUGCAUGUACUUCAAUUUUAACACAAGCAAGACAAGGACAUAUUUUCACUGUACGUUACACAUGUAUACCACAUGUAGUUCAAGAUUAAACCUGUUGACAUAACCUUUGUCUGGUAUUCAGUGUACUGUUAAGUUUAAGAUUGGAGUAAUCAGCUUAUGAUUGUACCACCAGUAGUCAUUUAAAAAAAUACCUUUUAUGUUGUUUAGGACUGGAGAAAUAGUAUUUCAUAAUUCAAAAGAAGAGUUUCUCAGAAUGAAAGUUUUAAUAUUGUGUUAAAAUUUUUUAUUAACGUUAAGAUUUUUAGCACUAAAAUACUAUAGAUCCAUCAAUUUUUGGGGGGAUAAAAUUUCAUUGAUUUGUCUUCUAAAGCAGUUUCAUCUGUGACUUGGCAUUAAAUUUCGUUGUUAUGAAAGUUACCUUACUCAGUAUAUAGGCUCAUAAAAAAAAAAAAUGAGCGGAAUUCAAUUUCAUCGACAAUUGUUAACAAUUGAAUUUACGAAAUUAAAUCCCCAAUGAAUAUUUCUGUUUUUACAGUAUACACUAAAAAAAUAAUAAUUGAGUGAUCUGAUAGAACAUAACUUUAUUAUAUUCAUUAAAGUACAAGAUAAGAAUUAACUUUCAAAGUCUCUCUGUUUUUGCAAUGAAACUAAAUCAUGUUUGUGGUAAGCAACAAAUCAAUCAGUUUGUUUUCAAUGUUUGAAGUGUAGUCUUCUUACAGUAUACAUGUCUGCUUAAAUCAGUUUAGCUGUCUUCCAUUUCACCUUCACAAUGCUGCAUUAUGUAAAUUCUAGCUGAUAUUCUUUCAAAAUGAUGUUUUAGAGUAGUGCUAUGAUAAUUCGUUUUAAAGCAAUAAGUUGAAACAAAUACCAUAUCUUACUGUCAUAUAUCUGUAUAGAGUCUGAAAGAAUUCCCUUGUAUCUUUUUAUGUGAUUUAGGUUGUGGGAUUUUUAUCCCUGUGAAAUGUAAUUUUUUUGUAAAUGAUGGAAUAAGCCAAAGAAAAUUCCCAAGCAGAACAUUAUGUGACACAUGAAAGCAAGAAAAGUACUUAGGUUAAUAUACAGUUGAACUUAUUUAUCUUGGACUCAGACAUCUUUAAUUACUAGAUACUAGUACAUGUCAAAGUGAGUUUAGAGUCCCAAACACUAUGAUAGCAGCAAAAAUAGUCUAAUUAUUUGGAGAAAGAUGAAUGUUCUCAACUUAACUUUAGACAGAGAAAAGCAUUUCCUAGAAGUGAAUAAUGAAAAAAUGGCAUUUGAAUUUUGGUAAACAUAAUUUUUUUUGGCUUAUUCCUAUUCAUUCUAUGAAUAAUGAAAUCCAUAAAAAUAUUGUAUUUGAAUAUAAGUUCAGGAAAAUCCAUUCAUGCUGGUAAAAUUUAUGGAUUGUAUUAAAUGUGUAUUCAGUUUUAUAAACGAUUAUAUAUUAAAAAUGGGUACAGUCAGAGAUGUGCUAUGCAUGAUGUAUGUUUUCUUAUGUAACCAGUGUCAAGAGAUGGAUAACCCUAUCGCUCUUUGAGAUGUUGUUAAAUGUUAUAACUUUUUACCUUGACCUAUUGUAUUGUCACAUAUCACAGUCCUAGUCUACAAAGUAUUGCAGCAUAUAAAUUGCUUCACCCACAGAAUCCCUUUAUGACGAUAUUGGUGUCAAAUUUACAAUGCUAUCUUAGUAUAAAUGUAAACAUGUGAUAAUGUAUGUUUAGUCAAGAGUGAUGUACUUUAGUCUAAAACUUGUAUUUGAAUAACUGACAUUUUCGUGCAAGUGUACAUUAUUUGCCUUAAAUGUUGCAGUGAUUGACAUUCAUGUUGAAAUUAUGUGAACAUCAAAAUCUGAUGUUCUGUGGGUGUAUGCAAAAAUCUGAUAUAAGCACAUGCUUUUUAUUUAUAUGAUUUAAAAUGCAAGUAAAUCCACUAAAUAUCA
Messenger RNA from Saccostrea cuccullata (small rock oyster), 3871 nucleotides. RefSeq names its product elongation of very long chain fatty acids protein 6-like. Gene Ontology annotation, biological process: fatty acid elongation, monounsaturated fatty acid; fatty acid elongation, saturated fatty acid; sphingolipid biosynthetic process. The coding region runs from base 133 to 948 and encodes 271 amino acids. Gene Ontology annotation, cellular component: endoplasmic reticulum membrane. Gene Ontology annotation, molecular function: fatty acid elongase activity. NCBI's taxonomy places the organism in Eukaryota, Metazoa, Mollusca, Bivalvia, Ostreida, Ostreidae. The record is from RefSeq and is a predicted model, not a curated record. The transcript has a single exon.